UUAUACUCAAGCCCAUAAAAUUGGGCCUUUGAGCCCAACAAUUAACACUGGGACUGGAAGAGGAUCUUUGUUAGUUUCUCUUUCUUACCUUUCCCACUGGAACUUUCAGUUUGUUCCGGUAGCUUCCUUCAAUUGGGGAAAUCAUCCAUUUCCUCGUCGCCGGUAACCGUCGACAACGGCUGGGCGGCCUGAAGAAGUAGUAAAUAAAAUCAAAAUCAUGGAUUAUUACAAGGUGCUAGGAGUUAAUCGGAGCGCAAGCAAAGAAGAAAUUAAGAAAGCGUUUAGAGAUUUAGCCAUGGAAUUUCAUCCGGACAAGCACAUCGAAUCUCCUAAACACGUCAGAGAAAAUGCUAUCAGUAAAUUCAAGCAAGUAUCAGAAGCAUACGAGAUUCUUAUGGAUGAUCGGAAGCGCGCUGAUUAUAAUUUUGGCCGCAAUAGCAGCCGGAGCAAUUAUAAUUAUUACGAUAACGGAACUCGCCGUGCUUACGCCGGCGGAGGAGGAUAUGGUUAUGGGUAUUCUCGAGCAUCGGGUAAAAGUGCCGGUAUGGAUAUUCCGUUUGAACGGCUGUUUAGGUACUUGGGGACUCGAGCCUUUGCUCGCGAUGCGGCAUUCGCCGGCGGUUUGUUAGCUGCAGUUUAUGUCAUUGAUACGGGAGGAGGUGCUCUGUGGAAGAUGAAGAACAGUGGGAAAUCAUUUGAAGAAGCUAUUGGAUCAAUUGAACAAGCCAAAGCUAUUAAAGAUAAAAAGUGAAAGUGUUUUGUAAUAAGAGUCAAUUCCCUGCAAAUCUGGGUUCUGCCCCGGAUGAUGUUCAUUCCAUUCUCAUAGGCCAAUGCUGUCUGCAUCAUCCAACAGUCUUUUCCCAUAAACUUCUGUUGAUCAUGUCAUAUUCAGUGUGGUUGUGCGUGGGUGUAAACAUGUCGACGAAUAUCUGAAGUUCAUUGAUGUGAUAUGAGAGCAACUGGCACUUAGAAAUAUUCUUCUUAAUGAAAAUUUAAACUUGAUUUCCCUGUCCAUCAGAGAGGUUUGUGUCUGAUACAGAAGAAAAUAGUUGAACUGCCUAGCCCUUUUAGUGAUGCUUUCAAAUUUCAAGCAGUCCGGUCUAUAAUUACUACUAGUACUAAAAUAGAAGACCUUUUUGGACUUAUGCUGGAGCUUGCCUUUUGCUUGUCUGAUAUAAUCUCAUCCUUCAAUCAUGAAUAUAGAAUGAAUAUGAAAGAAUGUUACAGUACUGUACAGCAUCACAUGUGUCUGCUGUAAUUUCCACUUUUGGAAAGUUCGAUAGAUCAGCAUUCCUCAAGCAAGCAUUAGUCUGUUUCUUUGCUGAGUUUACUUGGCAAAAUCUCUUCUGGAAAUAAUUCAGUUCAGACUUGUUUAGGAGGAUCAGCUUAGUUCUCUGGAGAUUCAUAACUUUUAGAAUGAACCUAAUAAUUAUAUGUCUAUACACAUGGCUAGCUAUAGGGUUGAAUGUAAACUCUCAACACUCCUCACACAAAAAUCAAUAAUUUUUUACUGGCAUUACAGAAGCUAGACACAAAACUCUUUCAUGUUACUGCAUUCUGAUACAGUGACUUCGGAUAAAAUCAAAUGCUUCGUGACAGACUAGUGAGAAAGAUAGAAAUAGAUUAUCUUAAUUGAGGGGCCAAGUGAUUUCGUUUGAAAGGGAAAUGUAGGCACAAAACUGAGUAGUGUGUGAAGGUCAUGAGAAUACAAAUUUGACCUAGUUCCACCAAUGGAUCCUGACAAAGACCAAGUUGUUUUUUAAGCAGUGAAAUGAAUUCAUCAAAUAGCAGGAAACAAUCUGCGCUACAAUAAUCAAUUGGAGACAAAUAUGUUAUAAUUCCAAUGAACGAGUCUACAAAAAUGUUGGAACAGAACAGUUGAGGUAAUCGCCCAUAAACUGCAUGUUUGCCUGAGAACUUUAUCAAAAAUCCAACUCUUGCCUUCUGCAGGAGUAGUUAACACAUCCUCAAGUUCUGCAAUCUGAUGUGUAGUUAUUGAUAAUACUCUCUGUUGUUUUUGUUCUUGAUAAUUUCUUUAAGGUAACACGUGGUUGACUAAUCAUUGGAUGCUAGACUUCCUUUGGUGCUAACUCAUAUUUAUGUUCUCUACAUUAGUUUGGCUCCACCAAAAUGUCACUGUUAAGAUAACCACCUAUCAUUCCCUUUGCUACUCUUAUAAACAAGAUACAUAUGCUAAAUGCCAAAAAAGAGCAUUUUUUUUUUCACCUUUGCAAGAAUGAAAUGCAGGUUAUCAAGUAGGAAUCUCUGGCCUCAUUGCAACACACUGCAUAGUUUAGGCCAUUCUUUAGAAUCAAGAAAACAAAACCAGAACCAGAAAUGCUUGGGAAAUUGUAUUCUUGAGCAAUCAAAUGGUUACACAGUUUAGCUUCUUAAGGGAAAUUAGCACAAAGGACAUCAACAGUAGUGUGACUGUGUAAGUGUAGUAGGAUUCUGCUGUCUCCCAAGCCCCAAAGCAAAAACACAAUGAGUCAAUGGCCAUACAGAGAUCAUUUCUCACUGAAACUGGCUAAUACUGUAGAAAUUUAAAACUUUAGGAUCCGAUCCGACGUUCCUAAAACGUUGUUCAUUCUUGCAACCUGACUGAUUACUUUUUUGGCAUUAUAUUUUGUCAGCUCCUGACUAGGCCUAGCCUUUCUUCUAUGUAAAGGUGGCCCUUUAUUAUUUUAUUCACUUAGAUAAUCAAUUUGCAUUUUGUUGUGGCUCGGCUACUUGCAAAGGAAAGAUCGGCUAAUGAAGACUGAAGAAUGUAAUAAAAAGAUUGACUAGCAGUGGGUAAGGUUCUCUUUAUAUCGCACAUGAAAUUUGUUCUCUUAAGUAAGACUACAUGGCACUUGAUUCUGAAGUCUUGGGGAGUUGGAUGGAUUCGUUAUGCCUCCGAAGUGCACACAUCUUCGAAAUUUGACAUGAUUUCCUGAUUAUUAUAGGUUUAAGAAGAAUUCCUUUUGACAUGAUUUCCUGAUUAUUAUAGGUUUAAGAAGAUUUCCUUUUGUUUGAUCCUCUAAUAUAAUUUAUGCUUAACAAAAGGAUCAGAAAAGUGGUAAAAUUGUGAACUGAUUAGUUGAUUGUUUUUGAACUCGAAUCAUCUGUACCAGUUGUUACAUGAAAUGCUUGCCAUAAUAUAAUAGAAAGCCUGAAACAAUUUUGUUUUACAAUAAGCCAAGCUUACGAAAGUGGUAAAUAAAAAAUGCAGAAAAUUGGG
This is a messenger RNA of Oldenlandia corymbosa var. corymbosa, 3220 nucleotides long. The record is from the annotation of a GenBank genome assembly. NCBI's taxonomy places the organism in Eukaryota, Viridiplantae, Streptophyta, Magnoliopsida, Gentianales, Rubiaceae.